Messenger RNA from Eurypyga helias (sunbittern), 402 nucleotides. RefSeq names its product mitochondrial ribosomal protein L41 (gene MRPL41). Lineage: Eukaryota; Metazoa; Chordata; Aves; Eurypygiformes; Eurypygidae. The transcript has a single exon. The annotation marks the transcript as partial. Gene Ontology annotation, biological process: translation. Gene Ontology annotation, cellular component: mitochondrial large ribosomal subunit. Gene Ontology annotation, molecular function: structural constituent of ribosome. The record is from RefSeq and is a predicted model, not a curated record.
CUGCUGACCGAGCUGGCCCGCGGGCUGGUGCGGGGCGCCGACCGCAUGUCCCCGUUCACCAGCAAGCGCGGCCCCCUGACCUACAACAAGGGCCGAGGGGCCAAGAAGCUGGGCGUGCUCACCUCCAGCAGAAAGUUCAUCCUCAUCAAGGAGAUGGUGCCCCAGUUCAUCGUCCCCGACCUGGAGGGCUUCAAGCUCAAGCCCUAUGUCUCAUACCGCGCCCCCGAGGGCUCCGAGCCACCUAUGACGGCCAAGCAGCUCUUCACCGAAGUGGUGGCUCCCCACAUUGAGAAGGACAUGAAGGACGGCACUUUUGACCCGAACAACCUGGAGAAGUAUGGCUUCGAGCCGACGCAGGAGGGCAAGCUCUUCCAGCUCUUCCCCAAGAACUACGUGCGGUAG